This is a messenger RNA of Cajanus cajan (pigeon pea), 1749 nucleotides long. NCBI's taxonomy places the organism in Eukaryota, Viridiplantae, Streptophyta, Magnoliopsida, Fabales, Fabaceae. The record is from RefSeq and is a predicted model, not a curated record.
CAAAAACUCUUCGUUCUCUCUCUCUCUCUUCUUUCUCUCUCUUCCAUUCUAUCUAUCCAUUUCUGUCCAUCGCCGACAACCGCCAAUUCCCUCCAUUUCAAAGAAAACCCCUUUCUCUCUCUUCUCUUCUCUUCUCAGGUGUUGCAUUGAACGUGAAAGAUGCUGAGUUAUUCUCCAUUCUUCUCUUUUGCAAGUUUACAUCUGCUUUGCUUUGUGAUAUAGAGAUUUGUGUAUCACUGCAAAUACUUUCACAAACCAUGCAUUUGAGAAAUGUUGUGGGAGCUUCUUAAUCCUGGUUGCGGAAUUCCUUUGAUAGGUGGAUGGUAUUAUGUGGUUGUCUGGAGUUGAAAUUUAAAUUUGUACCUUAGCAAACAUUGCUUGCAUCACAAAGAAACUUCCAAUAUCAGUUGAUUUUACUUUUCAAAUUGGUUUAAGAUGUCAGAAAUUGACAUGGCGGUUAUUAAACCUGAGAUGAUGAAGCCUUAUAUCUGGCUUGAGACAUCAGACGGUUCAAUCCAACAAGUGGAACAAGAAAUUGCAAUGUAUUGUCCUCUGAUUUGUCAAGAAAUAAUACAAAAGGGCAUGGGAUCUUCCAAGAAUUGUGCAAUAUGUCUUCCUCAACGAGUCAGUCCUGCGAUGUUGAGCUUAAUUCUUGAUUAUUGUCGUUUUCACCAAGUACCGGGUCGCUCAAACAAGGAACGAAAAUCUUAUGAUGAGAAGUUCAUUAGGAUGGAAACGAAACGGCUCUGUGAGUUGACAUCUGCUGCAGACAGCCUUCAGUUGAAGCCAUUGGUUGAUCUUACGAGUCGUGCACUUGCUCGGAUAAUUGAAGGAAAAUCUCCAGAGGAGAUACGUGAGAUAUUUCAUUUGCCUGAUGAUCUUACUGAGGAAGAGAAGUUGGAGCCCUUGAAAAACACAACUGAUGACCCAAGGAUCAGGCUUUUGAAUCGAUUGUAUGCCAAAAAGAGAAAAGAACUAAGAGAGCGUGAGAGGUUAAAGAAUGUUGAAGCUGAAGAAGAGCAUGCAGAUGAACGUUCAGUUGAUGACCUUUUAUCUUUCAUUAAUGGAAAUGGAGAUCCAAAGGGAAUUAAAGCAUCCAAGAAUAAAAAGAAAAAUAGAAGAAAAAAAGAGCAACAACAGAAGAACUCUUCUCCGAAGGAAGCUUCUGAGGAAGUAAAUGGUCAAAAUAUCAGACACCAAAGUGUUGAAGCUGAUGGAAUUGCUGAGACCUCAAAUUCACAUACAGAAGACCUUUUUGCUCAAAAGGAGUUUGAUGAUGGAGAUGAUGGGAUUGAUCCUGCACUGAAGGAAAAAAUUGACAGCUGUACAAACCCGCCAGAUAUUGAAACAAAGCUAGUACACCAGUGGAAUUGCAGCUGGAAUAGGUUGAGGGACAGGAAUAGAAGUAGCAGAAUCCGGUGAGAAGAGUUCUUUGUAGGGUAAUUUAAUUUCAUUGAACCAUUGAAAUGAACAAUUUACCAGCAUGAGAUAAGCAUUUGUAGCCCUUGUCAGAGGGGGAAUACAGAAUACCCAAAAAAUAUAAAUUCAUGGAUUUGAUAUUGAAUUUUUGAGUAUUAUAAGGUCUCAGAAGAGGUAAGCAAGCACAAACAAGGACUCCGGAUGAUUAAUCUUGCAUUUGGUUGAACAAUUGUGUAUAAGGAACUGCAGAGUUAAGUGCUGCAGUGAGAACUCUAUUGAUUAAGAAAACUGAAGUGAUAAAGGCAUAACCCAAGAAUUUUAAGGGCAAAA